This is a messenger RNA of Ictalurus furcatus (blue catfish), 9565 nucleotides long. RefSeq lists its product as uncharacterized. NCBI's taxonomy places the organism in Eukaryota, Metazoa, Chordata, Actinopteri, Siluriformes, Ictaluridae. Gene Ontology annotation, molecular function: protein binding; histone methyltransferase activity. The transcript has 21 exons. Gene Ontology annotation, cellular component: nucleus. The record is from RefSeq and is a predicted model, not a curated record.
GUAGCCAGAUGUUCAUUUGUUGGUGUGCUUGGGAUCAUUGUCCUGUUGCACAACCCAAUUUCAACCCAGCUUAAGCUGCUGGACAGAUUGCCUCACUUUUGUCUCAAGAAUAUUCUGGUAUCAAGUGAUGUCCAUCAUUGUCACAAUGACUGCAAGUCCCAGGUCGUGUGGCUGCAAAACAAUCCCAAAUCAUCACCCCUCCACCACCAUCCUUCACAGCUGGUAUGGGGUGUUUAUGGUGAUGCGCUCUGUUUGGGUUUCACCAGACAUGGCACUGGGCAUGAUGACCAAACAUCUCCACCCUGGUCUCAUCAGUCCAAAGGAUAUUGUUCCGGAAUGUUUGUGGUUUGUUCAGAUGCAGUUUUGCAAACCUAAGUCAUAUUCCAUAUUCUUUUUGGAGAGACAAGGCUUUUUCUUAGCCACCCUUCCAUGACAGCCAUUCUCGAUUCUGAUUGUGCUGCUAUGUGCAUAAACAUUUAAUGUGCUUACAGAGGCCUGUAGGUCACAUGAGGUAGCUCUGGGGGGUUUUCUUUAUAUCUCUGAGCAUUUAAAGGUCUGAGCAUGGACUGAAUUUGCUGGGACUCCUGGGGAGAUUGGCAACUGGCAACUGUUCAUUUGUAAACAAUUCUUCACAUUGUAGAAUGGUAAAUUUCAAAUUGUUUGGAGAUGGGCUUUAACCCUUCUGAGAUAGAUGGGCAGUAACAAUUGGUUCUCUGGGGUCAUGACUGAUGUCCUUUCCUCUUGGCAUGAUGUAGACACACAUCUGAGUUCUCAGAACACCAUAUGAAGACUUUCUGCUAAAAGUUCUACCUUAUAGAGAUAGUUGUGUAUUUCAUUAGUAACACCUGGCUGCUACUUACUCUCUUAAAGAUAGUGGAAGUAGGAAGGGUGUACUUAUUUUCCCCACCUGGUUUCUGAAUGUUGGUUUACUUUUUGGGGAAAAUGACUACAUAUUGAUAUCUGUUCUUUUUUUUUUUUUUUUUUUUGUCACCUGAGGUUUUUUGUUUGUUUAUAGAAGUUGGUAAAGGUCACCCAUUUGUUAUUUCCAUCCAUCCAUCCAUCCAUUUUCUGUACAGUUAAUCCUACACAGGGUCGUGGGGAGCCUGGAACCUAUCCCUGGGGACUUGUUUAAGGUGGAGGAUAUUCUGGACGGGGUGCCAACACAUCGCAGGGCACAAUCAGACACACACCCAUUUGCACACCCAUUCACAUCAAUUGUUAUUUUAUAAAUAAAAACACAGAACUGAUGGAGCAUGUACUUUUUUCCCCAUCACUCUAUACUGCUACCAUUUUGUAUAAUUAUACACUCUCAAUUGUCUCUUUUCUGCAGCUGUAACCCUGGAAUUUCCCACCUGAAAAUCUUAUAUCAUCUCAUACAGUGUCCUUUGGGAGUCUCCCUGCACAGCUUCAAAUACCACUCAAUGACUGAUGGUUUUAAACCAGUGACAGUGUAAUUCUAUGCUUUUUUAUAUGUAGCAUAAAAUACUGUUAAAUUAAAGCCAUUUAACAUGCACAUGGAUCGGUUUGUGUUCUAAUUAUCACCCCAAAGGAAAGGCAAAUCUACAUGGAUCAGUUAAACUGUUCCACUAGUUUAUUACCAAAAUGUUGGGAAUUUCAGCCAUAAUACAGUAUUUACAAUGACACAAUUUGUCAAUAGUUUCCAGUAGGUGGCGGUGUUCAGUCUACUCCUGCCCUUUAGAUUCAGACGAAGAAGCUGCUUUUUGUCUGGAGAGCUGAGAUUUCUGACACAGCGAAUCGUUUAUGCGUUAAAAUUAUAUUACAGUAUUGCAAUUAGACUAGAUCAGGUUAACAUUAAACCCUCGGCAUUGUGUCUGUAUUUACGGCUUUAAAUCCCGUUCUGCUUUAAAGCCCACGGCUUCUUAUAAUGAAAUCAGCAGAAGCCAGUCCAUCCUGUGAGACUCCUGCUGUUACACCUUCACAGCUGAGCAAGGCUGUACAGACAAACACUUCCGUGACUUCAGCUGGAGGGUCAACAAGCUCUGUGGGUGACUUCAGUCCUGAGGACCAACUGAAGGAAGAAUUUCAAAAGAAGGUUAUAAAAGAAGAACCUGAAGAUGAUGACUACCACUCUGGCAAGGCAUCAAGCUGUGUGGGACGUGUCACCUCUGUGGACCAACAGAAUGAAGUAUUUCAUGAGAAGCUUGUAAAAGACGAAUCUAACGACGGAGAUUACUUCUGUGGUGAGACAUCAAGCUGUGUGGGAUAUGUCACCUCUGUGGAGCAGCAAAAUGAAGGAUUUCAUAUAAAGCUUGUAAAAGAUGAACCUGAAGAUGGAGAUUACUUCUGUGGUGAGACAUCAAGCUGUGUGGGACGUGUCACCGCUGUGGACCAACAGAAUGAAGUAUUUCAUGAGAAUCUUGUAAAAGAAGAACCUGAAGAUGGAGAUUACUUUUGUGGUGAGACAUCAAGCUGUGUGGUUCACCUGACCAUUGUGGACCAACAGAUGGAAGAAUUCCAAGAACAACCUUUAAAAGAAGAAGAAACUAAUGAAAAUGACUAUCUCUACUGUGAGCACUGUAGAUCCUUCUUUCUCAACAAGUGUGAAAUACACGGUCCAGCUCUCUUCCUCCCUGAUACCCCUGUUCCAAUGGGGGUUUCAGAUAGAGCCAGACAAACCCUUCCCCCUGGUCUAGAGGUUCAGAAAUCUGGUAUUCCUGGUGCAGGCCUGGGAGUGUUUAAUAAGGGGGAUACUGUUCCAGUUGGUGCCCAUUUUGGGCCUUACCAGGGAGACCUGGUAGAUAGAGAAGAAGCCAUGGCGAGUAGCUACUCUUGGGUGAUUUGCAAGAGCAGGCAUUUUGAGAAAUAUAUAGAUGCUAAGAGAGUGACCCAUGCGAAUUGGAUGAGAUAUGUUAAUUGUGCUCAUAAUAAUGAAGAGACUAAUCUGGUGGCAUUCCAGUAUCAAGGGGAGAUUUUCUACCGUUGCUGUCGACCCAUCAAACCAAGGCAGGAGCUUUUGGUGUGGUAUGAAGAGAAGUACGCUAAGGAUCUUGGCGUCACUUUCAACUCCAUCUGGGACAAAAAGUGCUCCAUAAGAGAAACGAGCAGUUGUCCAUUGAAAGGUUUCUCUUGCUCAUUGUGUUCACUUUUCUAUACGUCACAAAUUGACCUUCACGAACAUAUUAAGAGAUGCCACGAUGAGGAAAAUACGAGCAUGCUGAAAUCAGAAGAAAUUACACAUGAAACUCCAAAAACCACAAGAAUCUCUACAUGUAAGCAAACACGCACUGGUCCUCGCGUUGUUAAGACUUCUCACAGACUGAAAGAAACUUACUGCUGCUCACAAUGUGGGAAACGUUUUAAUCAGGAGAGUGCUCUCCAACGGCACAGACGCAUUCACGGAGGAGAGAAGCUGUAUCACUGUUCAGAAUGUGGGAAGAGGUUCACUUACCAGAAUACACUCCAACGCCACCAGCUUGUUCAUACUGGAGAAAAGCCCUAUACCUGCUCAGAGUGUGGGAAGAGUUUUACUUACCAGAAUGUGCUCCAACGCCAUCAGCGCAUUCAUACUGGAGAAAAGCCCUAUGCCUGCACACAGUGUGGGAAGCGUUUCUCUCGACAGAGUCAUCUUCAAGCACAUCAAACCAUUCACACAAGAGAGAAACUGUAUCCAUGCUCACAGUGUGGGAAACGGUUUGCCGGACGGUAUCCUCUGAAACAACACCAGCGUGUUCACACGGGAGAAAAACCGUUUCACUGCACACAGUGUGGGAAGUGUUUCGCUCGACAGAGUCAUCUUCAAGCGCAUCAAAACAGUCACACAGGAGAGAAACUGUAUCCAUGCUCACAGUGUGGGAAACGUUUUGCUGGACGUUGUUAUCUGAAACAACACCAGCGCAUUCACACAGGAGAAAAACCGUUUCAGUGCUCACAGUGUGGGAAGCGUUUCGCUCGACAGAAUACUCUGCAAAUACACCAGCGCAUCCACACAGGAGAGAAGCCAUUUCACUGUGGACAGUGUGGGAAGCGUUUUAAUCAAGAAACUACUCUCCAACGGCACCAGCGCACUCAUACAGGAGAGAGGCCAUACUACUGCUCACAGUGUGGGAAGACUUUUGCUCGACAGUGUAAUCUCAAAAGGCAUGAACACAUUCACACUGGAGAGAAGCCGUAUCAGUGCUCACAGUGUGGAAAACAUUUUAAUAGAGAGAGUACUCUCCAACGGCACCAGCACACUCACACUGGACAGAAGCUGUAUAUCUGCUCACAGUGUGGCAAGAGUUUUACACGACAGAGUAAUCUUGAAAUACAUCAGCAAAUUCACACUGAAGAGAAGCAGUAGCACUGCUCACAGUGUGGGAAGAGUUUCACUCACCAGAUUACUCUACAAAAUAUCACCAGCGCAUUCAUACAGCAGAGAAGCCAUAUAUCUGCUCACAGUGUGGGAAGAGUUUUAUUUGAUUAUGUCAUCUCCAUCACCAGAGCGUUCACCCAGGGAAAAUGUCGUGUUGCUCCUGAAAUUUGGUUCAGGCUCCAGACACAUCUUCACCUUUCCAAGGAGAAAAUCCAUGUCACUGCUCGAAGAGAAGAGUUUUUCUUACUCAAAUACAAGUUAAGACACUGUAAAGAGCUGUCAGCAUGUGGUACAAAAACAAAACAAGAAGAAGAAGAAAAAGAAUUGUGUUCAUUUAUCACAAUUGAAGGGUGUUGGUUGUGGGCGUGGCCUGUCCAGUGUUUGUGGUGUUUUCAGUUCCAUAGAGAAAGGCUUCUUAUAAUGAAAUCAGCAGAAGCCAGUCCAUCCUGUGAGACUCCUGCUGUUACACCUUCACAGCUGUGCAAGGCUGUACAGACAAAAACUUCUGUGACUUCAGCUGGAGGGUCAUCAAGCUCUGUGGGUCACUUCAGCCCUGAGGACCAACUGAAUGGAGGAUUUCAAAAGAAGGCUAUAAAAGAAGAACCUGAAGAUGAUAACUACCACUCUGGCAAGACAUCAAGCUGUGUGGGACGUGUCACCUCUGUGGACCAACAUAAUGAAGGAUUUCAUAUAAAGCUUGUAAAAGAUGAACCUGAAGAUGGAGAUUACUUGUGUGGCGAGACAUCAAGCUGUGUGGUUCACCUGACCAUUGUGGACCAAAAGAUGGAAGGAUUCCAAGAACAACCUUUAAAAGAAGAAGAAACUACUGAAGAUGACUGUCUCUACUGUGAGUAUUGUAGUUCUUUCUUCAUCAACAAGUGUGAAAUACACGGUCCAGCUCUCUUCCUCCCUGAUACCCCUGUUCCAAUGGGGGUUACAGAUCGAGCCAGACAAACCCUUCCCCCUGGUCUAGAGGUUCAGAAAUCUGGUAUUCCUGAUGCAGGCCUGGGAGUGUUUAAUAAGGGGGAUACUGUUCCACUUGGUGCCCACUUUGGGCCUUACCAGGGAGACCUGGUAGACAGAGAAGAAGCCAUGGCGAGUAGCUACUCUUGGGUGAUUUGCAAGAGCAGGCAGUUUGAGAAAUAUGUAGAUGCUAAGAGAGUGACCCAUGCGAAUUGGAUGAGAUAUGUUAAUUGUGCUCAUAAUAAUGAAGAGACUAAUCUGGUGGCAUUCCAGUAUCAAGGGGAGAUUUUCUACCGUUGCUGUCGACCCAUCAAACCAAGGCAGGAGCUUUUGGUGUGGUAUGAAGAGAAGUACGCUAAGGAUCUUGGCAUCACUUUCAACUCCAUCUGGGACAAAAAGUGCUCCGUAAGAGAAACGAGCGGUUGUCCAUUGAAAGGUUUCUCUUGCUCAUUGUGUUCACUUUUCUAUAAGUCACAAAUUGACCUUCACGAACAUAUUAAGAGAUGCCACAAUGAGGAAAAUACGAGCAUGCUGAAAUCAGAAGAAAUUACACAUGAAACUCCAAAAACCACAAGAAUCUCUGCAUGUAAGCAAACACUCACUGGUCCUCGCGUUGUUAAGACUUCUCACAGACUGAAAGAAACUUACUACUGCCCACAGUGUGGGAAACGUUUUGCUGGACGGUUUCAUCUGAAACAACACCAGCGCAUUCACACAGGAGAAAAACCGUUUCACUGCUCACAGUGUGGGAAGCGUUUCGCUCGACAGAGUCAUCUUCAAGCACAUCAAACCAUUCACACAGGAGACAAACUGUAUCCAUGCUCACAGUGUGGGAAACGUUUUAAUCGAAAGAGUACGCUCCAACAGCACAGACGCAUUCACACAGGAGAGAAGCCGUAUCACUGUUCAGACUGCGGGAAGAGGUUCACUUACCAGAAUGCACUCCAACGCCACCAGCGUGUUCAUACUGGAGAAAAGCCCUAUACCUGCUCAGAGUGUGGGAAGAGGUUUACUUACCGGAAUGCACUCCAACGGCAUCAGCGCGUUCAUACUGGAGAAAAACCAUACAUCUGCUCAGAGUGUGGGAAGAGUUUUAGCCAAUCAAAUUCUCUCCAAAUCCAUCAGCUCAUUCACACAGGAGAGAAGCCAUAUCCCUGCUCACAGUGUGGGAAGGUUUUUCUUCAACAGAAUACUCUGCAAAUACACCAGCGCAUCCACACAGGAGAGAAGCCAUUUCACUGUGGACAGUGUGGGAAGAGUUUUAAUCAAGAAAAUACUCUCCAGCGGCACCAGCGCACUCAUACAGGAGAGAGGCCAUACUACUGCUCACAGUGUGGGAAGACUUUUGCUCGACAGUGUAAUCUCAAACGGCAUGAACACAUUCACACUGGAGAGAAGCCGUAUCAAUGCUCACAGUGUGGAAAACAUUUUAAUAGAGAGAGUACUCUCCAACGGCACCAGCACACUCACACUGGACAGAAGCUGUGUAUCUGCUCACAGUGUGGCAAGAGUUUUACACGACAGAGUAAUCUCAAAAUACAUCAGCAAAUUCACACUGAAGAGAAGCAGUAGCACUGCUCACAAUGUGGGAAGAGUUUCACUCACCAGAUUACUCUACAAAAUAUCACCAGUGCAUUCAUACAGCAGAGAAGCCAUAUAUCUGCUCACAGUGUGAGAAGAGUUUUAUUUGAUUAUGUCAUCUCCAUCACCAGAGCGUUCACCCAGGGAAAAUGUCGUGUUGCUCCUGAAAUUUGGUUCAGGCUCCAGACACAUCUUCACCUUUCCAGAGGAGAAAAUCCAUGUCACUGCUCGAAGAGAAGAGUUUUUCUUACUCAAAUACAAGUUAAGACACUGUAAAGAGCUGUCAGCAUGUGGUACAAAAACAAAGUAGAAACAAAAAGAAUUGUGUUCAAAUCAUUUGCAUAAUUUUUUUAGCAAUUGUAACCUUGUUGAAUAUCAGCUAUUACUAUCAAGUAGUUACAUCAACUGUAUUUAAUGGUUUUUGUAUUUGUUGUGGUUUACUAAAUAGAAAACAUUAAUUACACUUGACUUGUAUAUUAAACAAAAAAUUGGAUAUAAAGGACCGUAUUAAUAUGAAGAUUAGUUUGGCUAAAUUAUCACUUAAUUUAUUCUUUUUUUUUUUUUAAAUAAUCUUGUGUUGACUGUGUGCUUUUCUUAUUAUAUUACCUCCCCAAAAGAGUUUUUGUAGACUGAUGGUAUUCUGUGACCUAGUGAACCAUUUUCAAGAUGUAAUUUGAUAGCAGCUUUACAUAAAUAUAUCAAUUCUAGAUAUAAAUGUAUAAAUUUAUUCCCAGUAAGGAAGCCAGAGGUGCUGGUGAUAACGAAAGACUCCUAAAUCCUCCUAGAUCAGGCCUAAAUCAUGAAGGUGUUAUUUCUAUGCAAGUAUGAGCCUAACUGCUGACCUUUCCUAGGUUCUUGGAGAUAAAGGGGAGAUUUGAUAUUGACCUACAGUUAGACGGGUGAAGCGAGGUUGGGUUUUUAAUCAGGGGUUUGAUUACUGUGAGUUUAAAGGAUUUAGUUUCCUCUAAGGGAGGAACUGCUUAUUUUUAAGAUGGUUGAUUGUCUGUUUGAGGAAAUGUAUAGGUAAGGGAUCUGGUGUACAAGUUGAUUUUGAUGAGGAAAAUAGUGUAAUUGGUUCGGUCUGUUUGACUUGGAGUGUAACAUUCGAAUUGCUUUACGGAUGCGUUUUAUUGCUUUCGACAUAGUUUGUUAGGAAAUUGUAUGAGGUACGCAUACUUCUCUGUAAAAAACAAAUCAGAACUGUAAAGUGGACCAUCCAUCCAUCCGUCUUCUACCGCUUACUCCUUCAGGGUCGCGGGGGAACCUGGAGCCUAUCCCAGGGAGCAUCGGGCACAAGGCGGGAUACACCCUGGACAGGGUGCCAGUCCAUCACAGGGCACCUGUAAAGUGGACCUCAUGGAGAAAAAGAUUAACUGCUUUGGAUAAAAGCGUCUGCUAAGUGAAUAAAUGUAAAUGUGAAUUAACCAUGUCCAGAACAUAAUACAAAAUGCUUGAUAAAACUUCACAACUAGACAAAGACAUUAAAUGGUAAAUAAAGACAGACUAAUCAAGGGCUAAAGGCAAAAACAUUUGGGACUCAUUUAUAAACUGUAUGCACACAGUAAUUUGCUUAAACUCUUUUCUUGUCCAUGAGGAUGUGCACAAAUGUAUGUACAUUACUGAAUAUUCAUAUGCAGAAAAGUCUAGCGGUGGAAAAGUGUAAUCACAAGUAAACUGAAUGUGAGGAGUUUUUCGAAAUAUAAGUCGGCAAUAGUAGGUACACAUGUAGCCAUUUUAUUCUUCGUGCCCACCGUCUCAGAUCACAAUGUGAGAAGGGUUCUGUAGAAGGUAAAUAGCAUGAAGGCUGCUGGCCGUAAUGGUAUCUACAGCUGCAUUCUGAAAUUCUCCACUGACCAGGCAGCCAUGGUGUUUACCAAUCUUUAAUACAUCUCUAGCCUAGUCUGUGAUCUUGCCACAUGCUUCAAGCAGGCCGUUGUCCCUGUGCCUCAGAACAACAAACCAUCAUGCCUGAAUGAUCGUCAUGACCCUGACCUUCAUGUUGAUGAAAUGCUUCAAAAAGCCAGUGAUGGACUACAAAUGCUCCUGCCUUCCCAAUGAGACUACAAUACUUGAUGCAGGAAAUUCGUCAGUAAACGAGUGACAUUACUAUUUAGGCAUGUUUCUUAAUGUCUAAUGUGUGAUUUGGAACACAUUGAAUUCUCCUUGAAUGUUUGGUCGCCUUGCAGCUGUCAGAUUUGACUGUGUGGUGGAGAAGGCUGUAGAGAACCCAAAUUCAAUAUGCUCCUAUAAGAGGGUGAAACUUUCAUCCAGCAACCAUUUUUUAAAAAAUGUUUUACCAUUCAGAUAAAUUAUAUCUUAUCACUACAUCAUGAACAAUGGUCGUGGAGCUCCACAUGUCCUGCACAUUUGAUUGUUUUCCCAGCUCUAACACCCACUUCAACUUAGGAAAGGAAGCAGAGAAAACACAUUUAACAGGUGCAGGAGAGAGUAUUCUCCAAGAUCAAGGUAGGGUAACUGUGCUGUAACAUAGAGCUGAUGUUGAGAAUCAUGUGGAGCGAUUAUAAGAAGAAAGCUCUCCGGUUGCUCGCAUUAGUUAAUGUGAAGUCAGAAUUCCUUGACGCUCAAACACUGAACUCAUUUAAAGAUUUGCCAAAUUCCGCGGGAUACUUUCGCCUUAGCCCCGACAAGUUCUCUCAGCGACUGAGAUGAAUUUAGUUUCUGUUUCUCUUUAACCAUAAUAUUUAUAUU